This is a messenger RNA of Gambusia affinis (western mosquitofish), 1263 nucleotides long. RefSeq lists its product as uncharacterized. NCBI's taxonomy places the organism in Eukaryota, Metazoa, Chordata, Actinopteri, Cyprinodontiformes, Poeciliidae. Gene Ontology annotation, cellular component: external side of plasma membrane. The transcript has 5 exons. Gene Ontology annotation, biological process: cellular response to lipopolysaccharide; positive regulation of T cell proliferation; cell surface receptor signaling pathway. The coding region runs from base 1 to 849 and encodes 282 amino acids. The record is from RefSeq and is a predicted model, not a curated record.
AUGUAUUCAGGCAGGUGGAUUAUUCUUUUAGCCCUGUGGUUUACGUCUGUUGUCUCAAGUGAAGGAGUCUGUAAGAGACAUGAAGUCAGCGCUGCUCUUGGCUCUUCUGUGGUCUUGCCCUGCAACUUUUUAUCAAAUGACUCCAGCUGGGUUGAAUGGACUCAGGCUAAGGAAGAUGGACAAAAUGUGGACCUGGUUCGUCUCUCAUCUAAGGGACGCAUUCUUUACCUGAACCCCAGAUCUGGGCGAGUGAAAACCUUUCCCAUCCAGGCUUCAGAGAGGAAUUACUCUAUCGUCAUUGAUGAGCUCCAAAACUCUGAUAUAGGUUCUUACUACUGCAAGCAGAGCGAUGAAUGCUUUGAAGUGAAGUUGUCCAAAGACGGAUGUUUUAAAACUCAAGAAAUCAGAUCUCCACUUGGCUCUUCUGUGGUCUUGCCCUGCAAGUUUUCAUCAAAUGACUCCAGCUGGAUUAAAUGGACUCAGGCUAAGGAAGAUGGACAAAAUGUGGACCUGGUUCGUCUCUCAUCUAAGGGGCGCAUUGUUUACCUGAACCCCAGAUCUGGGCGAGUGAAAACCUUUCCCCUCCAGGCUUCAGAGAGGAAAUACUCUAUUGUCAUUGAUGAGCUCCAAAACUCUGAUUUGGGUUCUUACUACUGCGAGGACAGCGAUGAAUGCUUUGAAGUUCAAGUGAAGUUGCCAGUGGACAAAGAUGCGGACGUUUCACCACUGAGAUACGUUUUCAUUGGCCUGUCUGCUCUCCUUUUUCUGAGUGCUGUUGUCUACUUCAUAAAAUGGUUCUGUAACAACAACACGCAGGACAGCACUGCCCAUCCAUCAGUAGAAAUGUAACGGGUAAUUUGAGAUCCAAUGGCCCUCUUGUCUUAUCUGGUCACAUUAGUUACUUAAGUUACACAAUCUUCAUGGUCGCAGUCUUCUUCAUAUUGUUAGCACCAUCCUCUUCAAUUCUUGUAGCUUUCCAAACUAAAAAAUCUUCACAGUAUUAAACACUGACUAUGUUAAUUUUCCAAAUGAAGUAAUGCUAAAGUAUGAACAUGUGGUAAAAACAUGUCAUAAGGUAAGGUAAAUAUGUUUAUACAAAUGUACAAUGUUUUCUUGAAAAAUCCUACAUAUUACUGUUAACUAAACAAAGUUAUCCUGCCAGGAGUUUAUUUUAAAAUGAAGGCUACUGCUCUGGAUUUGGUUGGAGUAUUUUGUUUGAUGGCUCCUCCCUUCACCUGCUGAAUUCAUUUUUGAUGUAAUAUU